GCAGGGCCGGGAACCGGGAACGGGAGACGCGGACGCGGUGCCCGGAGCCGCUGCCGAGAGGGGCCGGGGCUGUAUCGGGGGGUCCGGGGCCGCUGUGGGAACCCCGGGCCGGUGUCGGGGGCCCAGGGCCGGUAUCGAGGACGCGGAGCCGCUGUUGUGGGGCCGGAGCCACUGCCGGUGAACCCGGACCCGUUGCCGCUUGUCCUGGUGCCCGUGGGCCCGCUGCCGGUGGUCCCGGGCUCGCAGCCAAGUGUCCCGGAGCCACUGCCGGGGUUCGAGAGCGAGGGUCGGGCGUCCCGUUCCCGGUGUCCCCGGUGCCCGCCGCGAUGUACGCGCCGGGCGGGCCGGCGGGGCCGGGCGGGAGGCGGCGGAGGGGCGCGGCGGGGCUGCCGAAGCAGCCGGAGCGGAGCUUGGCGUCGGCGCUGCCCGGGGCUCUGUCCAUCACCGCGCUCUGCACCGCCCUGGCUGAGCCCGCCUGGCUCCGCAUCCACGGCGGCACCUGUGCCCGCCAGGAGCUGGGGGUGGCCGAUGUGCUGGGCUACGUGAACCCCGAGCUGCUCCGAGAUUAUUGCAUGAACCCACAGACGGUGCUGCUGCUCCGGGUCAUCGCUGCCUUCUGCUUCCUGGGAAUCCUGUGCAGCCUCUCGGCCUUUCUGCUCGACGUGUUCGGCCCCAAACACCCAGCACUGAAAAUCACCCGGCGCUACGCCUUCGCCCACAUCCUGACAGUCCUGCAAUGUGCCACCGUCAUCGGGUUCUGCUAUUGGGCAUCGGAGCUGAUCCUGGCGCAGCAGCAGCAGCACAAGAAGUACCACGGCUCCCAGGUCUACGUCACCUUCGCCGUCAGCUUCUACCUGGUGGCGGGGGCGGGGGGGGCCUCGAUCCUGGCCACGGCUGCCAACCUGCUCCGACAUUAUCCCACCGAGGAGGAGGAGCAGGCACUGGAGCUGCUCUCGGAGAUGGAGGAGAAUGAGCCCUACCCAGCCGAGUAUGAGGUGAUCAACCAGUUCCAGCCCCCGCCAGCCUACACCCCCUGAUCCCACCUGGAAUGUCCCUCUGGCCCCGCUCCCACCUCCUGCGGCUCCCGGGGCUGUCUACAAGAGGUUUUUGGGGUGGAUUGGCGGCGUUUGAUUCCCAACCUUGGGUUUGUGGCUCUGCGGCGACGUUUGGACUCGGCCUCGUUUCCCCCACGUGGCUCCUCCUGGAAGUGGGGCACUCACGGUUCCCCUGGGCAUGAGGGAUCCACAAUUCUCCUGGGAAUGAGAGGUUUGGGAUCCACAAUUCUUCUUGGAAUGGGGGAUGUGGGGUCCACAAUUCUCCUCAGGAUGAGGGUGGGGGAUCUGCAUUCCCACAUCAGAGCUCAUUCCCUCCUCCUCCAAGGCCCCCAAGGCCCGGACAUGAGUGGAUAUAUUUAUAUAUAUUUAUAUAUUUAUAUCAGGGAAGUUCCCACCGCAUUCCCGGGGCAGGGAGGGCUGAUCCUGCAUGGCAGGAGGUCGAAAUUCCCACUCCUGGCUCUCCCUGUGCCUCUCUUCCCACCACACGGACAUUCUGCACUUUAUUCCAGGCUCUGGGAAGGACUGGGACAGUUUUGGGGCCUCCGGCACAGCACAGGAAGGAAAACUCUGGGGUUUGUUGGGAUCAUCCGGCUCCUGCCGGCAAAGUUUGGGGAUUUUUAGCCAAAAAAAACCCAGACCUUGGCCCAGCCACAGCUCCUGGGAAGCAGGAGGAGCCCACACUGGAAAAAUCCUGGAGCUUUUAUGCAAAUCCCUCCACGCCGCCCCCACUCUCCUGCUUUUUCCACCCAAAUUCCAUGUUUUUCCCUCCUGCUCUUGGUUCACUGCCCCAUUUCCCUCCUCAAUCCCUGGGAUGCUUCAUCCAGGAGCAGACACUUUCCCUGGAUAGUGCUGGAACACCAGGAGAAGCUGAUCCACCCUUUCCCAACCCAGAGGAGGAAUCCAGCGGGGGGGGGGGGGCUGUUUAAGGCAAAUAAUAAGGAAAAAACCCAUGGAAUUCAUCAACCAGCAGUGAAAAUCCCACCAGGGAAUCAUGGAAUAGUUUGGCUUGGAAGGACCUGAAAGAUGAUCCAGGAAAGCCCCAGGCUGGCUUCAGGAAGAAACUUUAGGCCUGGAAGACAGCUUGUUUUAGGUUCUUCACCCUCCCCCCAGUGCUUUUAUUCCUGUUUUCCUGCUUUCUUAUCCCAUCCCCUUUCCCACCCUGCCCCUGGCUAUGCAAGAGUCUCGGUCGCUCUCCAGGGUGGAAUCCGGAAAACUCAUCCCGGGAAAAGCCCUUCCUGAGCCCUGGGAGGCUCCAAGGAGCCAAAUCAACACUAAAACCCCUUCAGGGGGAUCCCAGGAAUGGGUGGUCAGGGGCUCCCAGAGGGAACAUCCCGCAGCUGGGAGAGGCUUUGGGAUUCCCUAGAUAUGCAAGAGGGGGGUUGGGUGUAAAUAGUCUGAGCUUAAAUGUUCUGAAUUUGGGUAAAAAAAGACCCCAAAAAGGGACAUGAUGUUGUUUCCUGUGGGGCUUGGGGGGAAGGUCAGGGUUUGGAAAUGUUGGGAUGGGGGAGCUGUGGG
Myiozetetes cayanensis is the source of this 2570-nucleotide messenger RNA. RefSeq names its product transmembrane protein 127 (gene TMEM127). The record is from RefSeq and is a predicted model, not a curated record. Gene Ontology annotation, cellular component: membrane. Gene Ontology annotation, biological process: negative regulation of TOR signaling; negative regulation of cell population proliferation. Lineage: Eukaryota; Metazoa; Chordata; Aves; Passeriformes; Tyrannidae. Bases 327 to 1037 code for a protein of 236 amino acids. The transcript is spliced from 3 exons.